AGCACUGUCUAACAGCUCCCUCCCACUUGAUAAAGACCAGCCCUAAUAAUCCUGGUGCAAGAGUUGAGACAUUUAACAGCUAAUCUCCCUGCCUGGGAGCAGGUGGGUGGAUCUUGGCCAUGAACCUCCUGCUCCUCUGCUGAGCUGGUUCCUGUCAACCACUCACCCGGGACUUUAUUUAGUCACUGCUCUUGGUGUUCCCAGCAAAAGCCGUGCCACAUGCGCCGAGGGACCAGAACAGAGAAGGGGAGCAAAGAAGAUUUCCUGGGACUGAGCUCUCAGCGGGAUCUGUGGCACUCAACAGCGCAGGAGAGCAAAAAGCGUAGGGCUCACAGAGCUAAGUAUAAGGUGCGCAGAGCUGGUCUGGGGCGCACUGAGAGUAGGGGCGCAGAGCCAGGCACGGGGUGUGUGGGGCAAAGUCCUGCACUGAGUGCGGAGAGCCGGGCUCUCUGGCUGGUGGCCGUAGCCCAGUGUAGUGACCCCCCUCGACCCCCAAAGCUAACCCUCCCCAACACCACUGCGAGCUCCCGUGCGGCUGGGCCAUGGCCAUCGGGCACUUCUCCGUGUGGGACUACGUGGUGUUCGGUGCCAUGCUGCUGAUCUCCGCGGUCAUCGGCGUGUACUACGCCUUCGCGGGCGGUGGCCAGCAGACCUCCAAGGACUUCCUGAUGGGCGGCCGCAGCAUGAGUGCCCUGCCUGUGGCGCUGUCCCUCACCGCCAGCUUCAUGUCGGCGGUCACCGUGCUGGGCACCCCGGCGGAGAUCUACCGCUUUGGGGCCAUUUUCUGCAUCUUCGCCAUCACCUACCUCCUGGUGGUGGUGAUCAGCGCCGAGGUCUUCCUGCCUGUCUUCUACCGCCUGGGCAUCACCAGCACCUACGAGUAUUUAGAGCUUCGAUUUAAUAAAUAUCUGCGUCUUUGUGGGACAAUCCUCUUCAUUAUACAAACGAUUUUAUACACUGGAAUUGUUAUUUAUGCUCCAGCUUUGGCACUGAAUCAAGUCACAGGAUUUGACUUAUGGGGUGCAGUGGUUGCCACUGGAGUUGUCUGUACAUUCUAUUGCACACUGGGUGGCCUAAAGGCAGUAGUCUGGACAGAUGUUUUCCAGGUUGGAAUCAUGGUAGCUGGAUUUUCAUCCGUGAUUAUACGUGCUGUGGUGGUUCAAGGGGGAAUCGGACGCAUUCUAAAUGAUUCCUACCAUGGAGGAAGAUUAAAUUUCUGGGACUUUAAUCCAAAUCCUUUGCAAAGGCAUACCUUCUGGACAAUUGUCAUAGGUGGGACCUUCACCUGGACUGGUAUAUAUGGGGUCAACCAGUCUCAAGUGCAGAGAUAUAUUGCCUGCAAAACCAGGUUCCAAGCAAAACUAUCUCUCUAUAUAAAUCUUGUAGGACUGUGGGCGAUUCUUGUUUGUGCAAUGUUUUGUGGAUUAGCAAUGUACUCGAUAUACCGUGAUUGUGACCCAUGGACAGCAAAGCAUGUGUCAGCACCAGACCAGCUCAUGCCAUAUCUGGUAUUGGAUAUUCUACGAGAUUUUCCAGGGGUACCAGGGCUUUUCGUGGCUAGUGCCUACAGUGGAACAUUAAGCACAGUGUCCUCCAGCAUCAAUGCUUUAGCAGCUGUAACCGUUGAGGAUCUCAUUAAACCUUACUUCAGCUCCCUCUCUGAAAAGAAACUAUCUUGGAUUUCCAAGGGGACGAGUCUUUUUUAUGGAGGCAUAUGCAUUGCCAUGGCUGCUCUGGCGUCCCUUAUGGGUGGCUUGUUACAGGCAGCUCUCAGUAUUUUUGGCAUGGUUGGUGGCCCUCUUCUAGGACUGUUUACUUUGGGAAUCCUCUCCCCUUUUGCGAACCCCAUCGGUGCAUUUGUAGGUCUCAUUGGGGGCUUUACUGUUUCACUCUGGGUUGGCAUUGGGGCUCAGAUUUACCCUCCACUCCCCGAGAGAACUAUGCCAUUAAACCUCUCAACUAUGGGCUGUAACACAGGCAGCAAUUGGACUGCAACAACUGUAAUGCCAACUUUAACAACUGUCAUACACCUGCAAGCCGCUGAAAGACCUGUCCUGGUCGAUUAUUGGUAUUCCUUGUCAUAUCUGUACUUCAGCACACUUGGGACCCUGGUCACAAUAGUUUUGGGAAUGAUUGUCAGCCUCCUAACAGGAGGAAUGAAGCAGAACAUCAGUCGCAGAUUUUUGCUGACCAAAGAGGACUUUAUGUCCAAUUUCUCAUUUUCUAAACCCCAGACAAAUAAAAAAGUGGAAGUUUUGAACUGGAAACCUUUCACCAUGGCAGAUGAAGGAACCGACAAUCCUGUUUUCAACCACAUGGAAAUGAACAUCACAGAAAAUAAAAAAGACAGCGGUGCCCAUAUAUGACUUAAGAGGACACUGUAGGUAUUUUGUUAAAGAUAUUGCCGGCUUUCCUGUGAAGAGUUAGUUACCCACCCUACCUCUGGCUAUAUGCAGUAAUCCCUACUAAACUUCAUGCCAUCACCACCUUGGAAUGACCUUACCAUUAAGAUCGAUUCCCACAAAGGAAUCAUAGCAUAUUGGCCCGAAGGAAAAGGCAGUUAGUGGUUACUUUACAACAUAUAUCUCCACUUAUUUUGGGACUCUUGCCAAAAGGCAAGUGUUUGUGACAAAAGUGAACAAGAACCAGGGGCAAGAAGGCUUUAAAGCAUACUCAAAUCUGGACGUUUUGUGUUACCUCUAAUGGUUUUACCUACUGAGCGCAGCAAGAAAUAAAUGGUAUUGGCUUGGUAAACGAGCUCUUUUCUCACCCACU
Molecule: messenger RNA, 2775 nt
Organism: Pelodiscus sinensis (Chinese soft-shelled turtle)
Lineage: Eukaryota; Metazoa; Chordata; Testudines; Trionychidae
Gene: SLC5A8
Product: solute carrier family 5 member 8
Biological process (GO): propanoate transmembrane transport; sodium ion transport
Cellular component (GO): membrane; extracellular exosome
Molecular function (GO): organic acid:sodium symporter activity
Source: RefSeq, a predicted model, not a curated record